Molecule: messenger RNA, 2660 nt
Organism: Gadus morhua (Atlantic cod)
Lineage: Eukaryota; Metazoa; Chordata; Actinopteri; Gadiformes; Gadidae
Gene: tnfrsf13b
Product: TNF receptor superfamily member 13B
Exons: 5
Coding region: 1035-1820 (261 amino acids)
Biological process (GO): hematopoietic progenitor cell differentiation; B cell homeostasis; negative regulation of B cell proliferation
Cellular component (GO): plasma membrane
Source: RefSeq, a predicted model, not a curated record
AGAAGGGUUUUGAAUUAUUAUGUUUUUCCACUACUUGGCCAUUUUAAUCCGACACGUUUACGUUAUGGUGUGCCGUUUGUAAACUUUUGUUGCUGAAUAAAGUGAUCUUUCCAGAUAGCUCGAACUUUGUUUAAAUCCCCCAGAUUUAGCAAAUAAACACCCCUAAAAAAUGUUUUGCAAUUUCCAAGUCACUUUUUCACAUAUAUAAAAAUUAGAAUUAGGCUAUAUGUUAAAUCUAAAUAUUGAAUCUAAAUCUAGAUCCUGAAUCGAAAUCGAGAUUGUAUAUCUUAAUCAAAAUCUUGUUUUUCAAUCAAAAUCCUAAAUCUAAAGGCUUAAUUUGAAGCUAUGUCGUAUUUAUAAAUCUGAAUCUAUAUAAUAUAUGCUAAUCAUAACACAUAUACUAUACAAGGAUUACAAACGGCACCUCAUAUUACAUGGCAGCCAUGCAGCCAGCAUGUGUUUCUUAACAACAAAUAAAACAAAUUAACAAGCAAAUAUCAAACUAAGGUCAAAUGGAGGUCCAAAUAUUUUAUUGGGUGAUGGGAAGUCUUUUGACAGGAUGCCAUUAAUUGCUGCGAUUCCUUUUAAUAAGGUUUUUUUUUUAGCUAUCAUUUUGUUUACGCUUCAAUGCUAAUUUAUCCACAAUGCAAGCAGUCUGCAAAACGUAUUUUCUGCCUUUCUGCCUCGCUUUCCCGUGGCCAUCAGCAAGUCUGUCUGACUGCAACUAUCAGUCUAACCGUCAUCUUUCCCUGUCUCCCCAAUCGUUCAUUGAUCAGCCUGUCUGUCUGUCCAUCCUGAGUGGCCAUCUGUGUGUCCCCCUGUCUGUCUGUCUGUCCAUCCUUUUUUCUGUCUGCCUGCCUCUCUAUCCGUCUGUCCUACCUUAACCUGUCUGACUGGAGAUCUGUGUGUACGUCUAUCUUUCCGUCCAUCUUUUCCAUGGUCUACCCGCCCUACCAACCCGACAAACUCCACAACAUCCGGCCAGUGGUCCGUGUGCAUUGGGGGUUGGUCUGUUGGCUGUUGUCAGAAGAACGAUGGGUAAACCGUGUCGAAACGGAACUUGGCUGUACACUCUGAUUGAUGAAUGCGUGGACUGUGAAAAGUCAUGCCAUCAGCCAAUGUGUACCGAGCACUGUGCAGCUAAUUGCACCGCCAUGGGAGGCCACUACUACGACCUCGGGCGCCAUCAGUGCAUCCGCUGUGCCGACCUGUGCGGGAGGCACCCGCAGGAGUGCAGCCAGUAUUGCCUCACCACACCACUACCAACCAUCCCCACCCCCACCCCCCCCACCCCCACCACCACCGCCACCUCCACGUGUGGACCAGGACACUCCCAGGUUCACUCAGCUGUCCUGCUGCCUGUCUCCAUCCCCCUGCUGUACUCCCUGAUGGGCCUUUGUGUCCUCGUGCUGCUGUGUAUCCUGGGCCUCUCUCUGCUGGUGUUCCUGAGAACAGCCAGAAAGAGAAGCCCAAGGCCGGUGAAGCCUGGGCCCUCGGUGAUCCCCCAGCUGGUGGGAAACGUUCAGCAGAGGGGCCGGGAUGAUGGCCAAGGCGACGGGGGGGAGAAUGGGAGGAUGUAUAAGCAGCCCCUGUCCGCCUGCACAUCCAACCCCACGGAGAGCUGCGAGUGCACCCACUGCUUCCCGGACCUCAGAGUACCGUGUCGGGGGGCAGUGGGUGAGGCCAAGCUAAUCUACUCCCUCCACCAGCAGACCUCCUCCUCCUUCUCCUCCCCUCAGCACAGCGGCACCGGCUGGGGUCAAGAGGAGCAGGGCCGUUGGGGCAAUCCGAGGUGGAUUCGGGGAGAUCCGAGCCUGUGAAAUGACUUGGAAACCCACUGGUGCUUCAUUUACCAUCUACUAUGUAGUCCAUGUCUUUGGGAGAUAUUAGCCACGCUUAUUAUACAAAGCAACUGAUAUAUUAGUGAGGUGUUGCAGAGAUUGAGGAUGGAGUCUUCCACCUUAGCCUCUACACCUGUGAUUCCAGAAACUGUGGGUUAGACAUCAAAAUCUAUAUUUUGGUUUGUUUGUUAUAAAAAAAAACAUAUGGUACAUAAUAUGAUACCAUGGUAUGACUUAUUUUGAUAGCUGUACCUAUGGUGUGGUUCCAGAACACUUUCGACAAGUAGGCUUUUACCGUCUGUACACUAUACUCUUGCCCCAGGCUACCAACAUUGUGGUCUGGUUUUGGAGGCGAGAGGGCAACCUACCCAUCCCUAUAUCCCCUGGCAUAGCAAGCUGCCAAGCAACAGAUGAUAGAGCCUAAAGGAUUGAGAGGAGCCUUAUCGUUUGUUAUCUUGGGCUAAGUGAGUUAUGGUUAUUCACCGGUGUUACCCUUUUAGUCGUGAGUACUAUUCUCUGGUGAAGGGUACAAUCUAAGGCUGUAGAUAGAACUUUUCGUUGUGGAAAAACUCACUUCUCUUCACGCUUUGAUUGUUUUUCUUUAGAUACACAUGAUUCUAUCUAAACCUCUACACCAUCUAAAGUUCAAACACAUGUUUUUCUAUUUACUAUAGUUGGGAUGAACCCAAUAACGAUGUCAGCCCUCCAAGACUUUUGGCUGUAAAAAAUGAAGAGAUUGUUUAAAGUCGAUUCAUUUGUGUCAAACUUUGUACAAAUAAGAGUAUUCUUGUCUGUAUGAAAUAAAUCGGUGUGACAUAA